Python bivittatus (Burmese python) is the source of this 1194-nucleotide messenger RNA. It is a transcript of the gene CENPW, whose product is annotated as centromere protein W. Gene Ontology annotation, cellular component: kinetochore; nucleoplasm. Gene Ontology annotation, molecular function: protein heterodimerization activity; DNA binding. Gene Ontology annotation, biological process: chromosome segregation; mitotic cell cycle; kinetochore assembly. NCBI's taxonomy places the organism in Eukaryota, Metazoa, Chordata, Lepidosauria, Squamata, Pythonidae. The record is from RefSeq and is a predicted model, not a curated record.
UUUUGGGGCGAGCACCCCGCCGGAAGUACGCUGAUUCGGAGUCCGGCGUUGGUUACGAGAGAGGGUUCCCGCGCCGCUGAGAUGAAGCGUACCCUGCCGCGAAGCACCCUGAAGAGCCUGGUGAAGAAGCACAAGCCCCAACUCCGUUUGGGCGGUAACACCGACCUGCUGGUACAUUUGAAUUUCUUACUGUUCCUGUUUCGGUUAGCAGAAGAAGCCAGGGCCAAGGCUGUUGAAGAAAAAAGUAAAAUAAUUAAAUAUGAACAUGUUCUCUCUUCAGCAAAGAUAAUUUUAAAGAAGAGUCGAGGCUAAAGGAAAGAGAAGUUCUUAAUUCACUGACUGAUUUCUUAUACUUACAUUCCCAGGAUCUUAUAUAUGAUUAAAUUCAGAUAUUUGUGUUUUCUAUUUUCAUUCUUUUUGCAUUAAAUAAUUCUUAGAAAUAAAUCUCAGAGUUCAUUAUAUAGUCUUUGAUGAAAUUAUUUAGUAAGUGUAUAUAACCAACACCAGUGACUGAAAUGCAGUUUUAAUAUUGAUUAGAAAAUAUUGCCUCUUUUUGUAAGGAUUAUAUAAAGUGCCUUAUCAGAGAACUUUAAACAUAACCUCAACUGGCAGCCAUUAUGUAUUCCUACAAACCUUUAAAAACAAAAAAUUAUUAUCCAGAGGAUAUUUGUAAUGUGCAUGUUUUCUACUGUUUAUACCUUUUUGAACUUCUGAUGUUAAAUCACAUCAUAAAUAAAUAACCUUGCAGCUAAGGAAAUAUUUGAUUUUGGAGCCUUGUAGUGGGAGACAGAGUUUUAAAACACAAAACCAUAAAUAAAAUAUAAAAAUAUUUCAAAUAUUACCAUUUGUAGUAAUGAAGCUAUUCUAGACUGCUUUCUUCACAUGUUAAUUUCUCAUGUUAUUUUGUUAUGUGCUAGAGAAAAAAAAUACUUAAACUGGUAAAUAGCCUUGCCCAGCUCAAUUUUAAUAGUUCCUAGGAUGAGAUUGCAAUGGUACAUUCCUUUUCUUCUUUUAUUAAGCAGCUACUGAUGUUGGGGAUCAUAAAAGAAAUGAAAACCAUGAAGCAGUUUUAUUCUUUUUCAGUUUUUACUUUUAGAAGAAAUGUCAAUUCUGUCAUCUUUCUCUACAUGCAUAAUAUUAUACAGGAAAAAUAUAACUGGAACCUUCAAUUUGUAUAAUUUAUUAAAACCUAAU